UUAUUUCGAGCUGUCAAAGUGUUUAGUAUAGUAAUGAGCUUGCUCUCGCCAUGUCUUGUGGUUUAUACAGGCGCUAUUCGCGAGGUCGCAGGUUUUUAUAUGAAGAAGAAGUUCAGAGACUUGUUGAAGGAGAAGAGCGGGUGAAAAGAAAGAUCAUUUCAACCAUUCCAGUGGAUGACAGCUAUCGAGGCUCUCUCGCUAAGGCCUCUAACCUAAAGGAAACGCUCUCAACAGUUAAGCAGUUUGGUUCGGGUGUAUGUCGAAUCGAAGUUGUUCAAGAGAAUGGCCUUAGUUAUGAUGGAACCGGUUUUUAUUUCGGUGAUGGAUGGAUUCUCACUGCAGCUCAUGUUCUUCGAAAUCGUGAUAAAGUUAACAUGGCAAGAUUCGUUUUCUUUCCGCCAGAAAUGGAAAUUUCUUUUGAAGCAAGACCUCGGAGAGCGAUAGUUCAUCGCCUACUUCCCGCAGGUAGAAGGCCAGAUUAUCAUAACCGGGACAUUGCCUUGGUCAAACUUGGCAUUCAAUUCACUUACGGGAGAAAAAGAGAUGAUUUAGAGGAAUGGGAAAUAGACGAACAGCAACUUCUCGAGCAAUUCAAUUUCUUUGACUUCAGCUCGCUGGUGAAGAACACAUUUACUCCCUCUGGUGAUGUGCAGUUUAGCUUGAGACGCACGGAUCCACUAACCCUUAUUCAUUUUGGAGGCGCGCAGAAUAACUAUAAGAAAUUUGAGUUCGAUAUCGCAAUGUACGAGGUCUACAAGUAUACACAAUACAAAGUAAUCAACUUCGCUUUUUCUGUUGAGAGCGGCGCAUCAGGUUGCCCUGUGAUCCAGCUUGUAGGCGGCGAGCAGUGGAUUCUGGUGGGUGUGUUAUUUGCCGGUGCAACACAUGAAAAUGAGGCCAGUUCAAUCAUUGCAGGUCAAGCAUUGGUGUGGAACCAAGAGGUUCUUCAACACAUUGAAGCUGGUCGGGAAGCUGUCGGAAAAAUGUCCAGUUUCAAGCCAUAUAAUGUUCUUAUCCCAUUCUCUGAGAGAGCUCAACUUGCGUCAGAAAGCAGCGUUAAGAAAGCCGCUGAUCUCGCCAUAACACAUCGAAUCUUGAUUUUGUAAUCCUCCUUUGACAUCAACCAAAGUUGUAUUAGCUUGACGCGAUUAUGCGAGGUUUCAAAUGUUAUAAACAGUCGGUAUUGUGUCCAAGUUACCCGUGCGGUCUGAUAUACAUUUAGAAUGACCAUGAUCUAGAUAAUUUUCUUUUGUUUCAGGAUAAUGUUAACGCGUUCUCGAAACGAUCAAAUAAAAAGCUUGUGCCGGUGAACGCAUUUACUCAGGAAGUUUACAGUGAUGAAUUGACAAGAUAAAAUCCACUAUACAACAAAGUUUGAAGAUACUACAGUUGGGACAUUUUACGAACAAUUUGCCGACAGGACUAACAAUACCAAAAUAACUAACGCGGGAACCUGCUGUACCUACAAUAGUGGUGGGAUUACUGUAUCGACUCAAUUUAGCACCCUAAACUCAUUCACCUCCAUGCUUCUUUGGUGAGGAGCGAGUUGAGCGGACAUCUCUUGGAAAGGAGAGUGAUGGCUUCCACCCAUUUUAAAUCCAAGACUUUUAGUAAUCGGUUUCACAUGUUCAUAUGCAAAAGGACGGCAAAUGUACUUAAAACAACAAAUACCUGACUGUCAAAUAACCAAAUAUAUGAAAGCAGGUGCAUUUUGUAACUUGCAAGCUGAAAUCUUUGAAUUCUGCAUAAAGUCUAGAAAUUCGAA
This is a messenger RNA of Orbicella faveolata, 1765 nucleotides long. RefSeq lists its product as uncharacterized. The record is from RefSeq and is a predicted model, not a curated record. NCBI's taxonomy places the organism in Eukaryota, Metazoa, Cnidaria, Anthozoa, Scleractinia, Merulinidae.